Messenger RNA from Caenorhabditis sp. 36 PRJEB53466, 4601 nucleotides. NCBI's taxonomy places the organism in Eukaryota, Metazoa, Nematoda, Chromadorea, Rhabditida, Rhabditidae. The record is from the annotation of a GenBank genome assembly.
AUGGACGCCAACGAGGCGAACAACCAACACGCGGAUCCUGUCAACCGACCGCCCGCUUCUGUCCAACCGAUGGGUUCGUGUUUCGCUAGUUUCACCACACUUUCAUCGUUUUUCUUCAGAAUUUCCGCCGAGAAUGGGCGAUUUUAUGCCGGCUUCCGUGGCGACGACAGGUGGGUUCCAAGUUGAGCACGGGGUUCCAAACGCUACCUGGCCUAUGAGAGCUGGCACCGUGCCAACCGCCAUUUCCGUCGAACGCGUUGCGGCCAGUGUAGCGUGCGUAGCUUUUGAACCUCAUUGCCAUUUUGUACAUGUAGAAUGCGUUAAAAGUGAAAUUGAUAGUAAGUGUUAAAGUCGAGUCGCUGAAACAGAAUUUUCGGUUUCAAAGAACUGACAUGCGGUCACGCUUCAAUCUUUGUUCCGAAUCUGAUAGUGAAACCGAGUCCACUACACUUCAUUUACAUGUGAUGUUCAGACAGACACCAAAUCCACAAUCAGUUCCAUUAUCCCCACGCGCCACCACCGCCGGUCCAAGCACAUAAUUGGUCCAACUCGGCACCAAUGGACCGAAGACCGGCAACGGCCGCCCCGAACGGUGAGAGACGUUUGCAAGUUUUCUAGUUUAGCUCCAUGUUUUCGUUUUCAGGCCGACCUCCGCAAUCGCCCGCGCCGGAUUCACUAAUGAUGCAACAUCAAGGUAGGGUAUUUGACACAUUCAGGGCGUUCACGUACGUAUUUCUGUUUAGGACACAUGCACGGAGCGCAGUUUGGCGGUUCUUUCCAACCGGGACCGUUUGGACGGUUCCCACAGCCUUUUCCGUCGCCGGUCAUGGCUCCGGGUCCGGCUCCGGUCGAAAUGCUCAACCGCGCACCGGCUUCAGUUCAAGUUCCACGUGAGUUCAUUUUCUCAAGGUUUCAGAGACUUAAAUAAAGGCUCACCGUUUCAAAAUUAGUCCACUUGUGGAACACAAUCUCAAUCAAACUUUUAGCUAACCACCAGUUCCACUUUGCCGGUCCUUUCAAUCCGGGCCCAUUCGGCCAGCUCGGCAUGGACAAACGUCCGGCCUCCGUCGCUCCAAAUGGUGAGCGAAGUGUUUGCAAGUUCUAAUUUAGUUUUAUUUGCGUUUUCAGGCCAUCACCAGCCUAAUCCGUACCAACAACCUCUUCCGUCGCCGGCUCCGGCUCCGCCCGCAAUGCUCGACCGUCCGCCGGCCACCGUUCACGGUUGGUUAUUCAGUGAAACUAUCUCUAGGGACCGCAACGGGUUUCGCAAAACUCCGAAUUUCCAUAAAAUUUUUAAUGGAAUGUGUUCCCCUACUCUAUAUGAGUACGCUCCUAACUUUUUUCUCGAAAAUUUUCGGUACAUCCCGAGUUAUACUCCUUCAAAGUUGCCCUCUUUUCUCCCCGAUCGGUGGCCGAGGAGGGGGCGGAGUCUCGCUAGCAAGUUUGCCGCACGCGUUUUUUCUCCUUAUCUGGUGGACCAAACCAAAGAGUCAACAUUUUAAAUGAACAGAAAUGAUGUUCUAAAAAAGCAAAGCAACUUUUGAGGUCAAAAGUUUCGAACCCGACACCUCAAAAUAGCCGAGCGAGCACUCUGCCACUGCGCCAACCGGGCGGAGGCGCGCUCACCGCCAAUCGCGUUGAAAAGCUCGGUGUGCGCGGCCCCUUACAGGGGUGAAGUUAGUGAAUUUUCGCGCUGAAAUUCGAUAGUCUAUAUCCAAGACACCGUUGUGAUUGUUCAGCCAACCACAAGUUCGCUCAUCCUCCGGCCUCUCCAGCACCAAACUUUGGCGGUCCCGGACAGUUCGCACCGCCCGGAAUGGACAUUCGUCCCGCAUCUGUCGCUCCAAAUGGUCAGUGAAGUGUUUGCAAGUUCUAAUUUAGUUUCAUACGAGUUUUCAGGCCACCCUCCGCCCUCUCCCGCGCAGGCCCCACAAAAUCUUCAACGCCACGGUUUGUUUUCUAGAUGAUUAGCCUUUCAUGUACAUUUUUCUGUUCAGGACACAUGCCCGGACCGUACUUUGGCGGUCCCUUAUAUCCGGGACCACUUGGACCAGCCGGAAUGGACCACCGUCCGGCCUCUGUCGCUCCACAUGGUGAAUGACGUUUUGGAAACCGAAAAAAAAAUCAUUUUUAUUCAUACACCGUCUUUUUUCAGGCCACCGCCACACGUCUGCUCAGUUCGGACCCGGAAUGACGCACUUCCGUGGUCCCAUGCCUCCCGGUCCGUUCGGAUCACAGGGAAUGGAUCAAAGACCCGCGUCAGUGGCUCCGAAUAGUGAGUAACGUACAAGUUCUAGGCAUACGCAAUACAACGAAUUGUGGCUAGUGAUGAAAUGAUCUUACUGAAACCGUGUUGUUUGUUUUAUGUGACUUUUUCAGGCCACCGCCACCCACAUCCGUUCCAAACUUCGGUUCAAGCUCCAGGUUAGUCUUUCAGUUUUCCCAAAACUUUCAGACAUUGUAUUGUUUAGGCCCGCGAGGUCAUCAGCAUGGUCCCCCAGAGUUUACGAGACCGGACAUCGAUAGAAAACCCUUCGGUAGACAAUAGUUUCACGUUUGAAUUUGAUUAAGAUGCUUCUUACAUUCCAGAUGAGUUGUUUGCAAAACCAGCCGAUCCGGCUCCGAUUCCAUGUGCUCACGGUAAUCUGAUAGUGAAACUUUGAGCCGUUUCAACUGUAACUCUCUAAUUUCAGAGGCCCAAAUCGAGCAGUUGAAGAAGAAGGUGGAAACGCUUGAAAGAGAGCAGGAGUUGGCUCAGCAGAAAGCGCACGAAGCGGAAAAAAGUGAGCGACGAUUCCCAGCCACAAUUGCUUUGAGUUUUCAGGCCGAUGCGACAAGCUAAUUGAAUAUGAGAUCAGGAAAAUGAAUAGGGAGUCGGACGAAAUGAUGGCGAUGAGAAGAAGAUGCGAAGAAUUGGAGGCGGAGAACGGAAACUUGAUGAGAAUGUUGGUGCAGAAGGAGACGGGUACGUGUUCGAUCCGUUCUUGAUUCUGUGACACUGGGAACACGAACAAAACUAGGCCAUUUUUAGCGACUUCUUAUCGUCCUCUUCGUGAAUAAAUUUCAUGUAAUCACGGCGACCCCAAAAGUGUAGAAAGGGGACUUUUCUGAAAAUUGCCGCAAUUCCAGCACUUUUGCGAUAUUUUUGUGUUUGAUGUCGAUGAAAGAAGAGCACAUUAAAGAGAGAAAACAUUGAAAUUUUCGUGAAAACACCGCGUUUGAGACGUUUUUGGCGCAUUUCGCAAUACGCCCUCCGCGGCCAAUCGCCGCCGCAAUUUCGGAAUUUUCAUACCGGCCGAUCUGGAUAGUUUUGAGACGAAGUGAGUGUCGGAAGUGAUUAAGCACUUUAAUACAGGUAUUUUAAGCGUUCAAACGGCAAAAAGUAUCGGCGAAUGACUGAAAUUCGCGCAUUUUCAGCACAAAACUGGAAAAUCGCAUCAAUUGAUUCAUUUCUGAAUGAAAACUGCUCGUUUUAAGCUCAAAAAGUUUAAUAAAGUUAUUAUGCAAUUACAUCGUUGAUAUCGUACAAAAUUUGGGUAAUUUUUGUUACGAAAAACAUGAAAAAUGGGGUUAAAUUUCGAAUUUCGCGCCAAAAUGGUGAUAUAUGUAUAACUAGUGCAGAGUUGAUCAACAUGAUCUCUUCUUACAAACUUGGCGAAACAGUCUUUCCCUCGUUUCAGUCACCUCGGAGACCCAAACGGAAGGCUCCUAUCCGCCACACUUCGUGCUCCUCCCGUCACCGUCCGAGCUGGAGCAGCAACAACAUUCCGUGUAUGUGCUCCCUCCGAUCGAAGAGCCGGCGGCUCUGGAGAGAGCGCGUGGAGAGCCGGUCCCGCAAGAGUUUGUGAUCGAGGAACCGGUUGAGGAGGAGGAGGAGGAGGAGGAGGAGGAGAUGGAUAUGAAGAUGCCGCCACUCGUGCAAUUCUUCAACGGACUCUCGCCUCUGAUGCGUCCGCCGAUCGUGCAGCCAGUGUCCGGUCCGAUCGUCCUGUCUCCAGCUCCUCGACUCGAGAGCUCAUCUGGUAACGAUGAUCCGAUGCGUGAGCAGUUCCAGAUGACUUUGGCGAUGUGGGAGAGAAGAAAGGAGGAGUUCAAAAUGCGCAAUUUCAAAGGUGAGCGGUGAGCACAGCGAGAGCUCAACGAAUCGCGACCGCUUUCCAGACAUGACCACCUACUUCUUCGACCCGAAAGGCCGAAAAGUCGUGCCUCAGGUCGUCGGCCGCCUCACCAACUCCUACACGCUCUUCCAACAGUACUACCGGUACAAGGAACGAGACGAUUCGCUUCGUAAGUCGCCUUGUCUCAACUAUUCCUUGAUCAGAACCUAGCCGUUUCACGUUUCUCUUCACGGAUCCGUAAAACCGCUAAAGUUAGAACUCAUUUAGAUAGCUAGAAAGUUUUCAGCAAACAUGUGGAAGAAUCUGAGCAAGAUGGCCAAGAACGGAUGGUCGGAUGAGUGGAAGACCGCGCGGAAGAUCCAGUCGAUUCAGUUGGCCGAGAAAUGGAUCCGUCUGAAAGAACCGGACGAGCCGAAGUCGGUGCAGAACGGACCGACCAAACCAAAGGUCAAGUACAGCUACAGAAAGAAUAGGAAGACCUAA